Messenger RNA from Ipomoea triloba (trilobed morning glory), 813 nucleotides. Its product is annotated as photosynthetic NDH subunit of subcomplex B 3, chloroplastic. The record is from RefSeq and is a predicted model, not a curated record. NCBI's taxonomy places the organism in Eukaryota, Viridiplantae, Streptophyta, Magnoliopsida, Solanales, Convolvulaceae. Gene Ontology annotation, molecular function: 2 iron, 2 sulfur cluster binding. The transcript is spliced from 6 exons. The coding region runs from base 46 to 576 and encodes 176 amino acids. Gene Ontology annotation, cellular component: mitochondrion. Gene Ontology annotation, biological process: P450-containing electron transport chain.
GCACUUCCAAUUUCCAAAGUGGUGGAUCAGAAAGCAGACAGUAGCAUGGGUGCCACGAACCUGGCAGUGCCCACCACAUUCCGGCCGCCACAAUUUUCACCUACCACCGCCGUUAACCACCGCAGAGCCACCACCACGUUUCUCCCCUGCAGGAAGAAACGCAUUUCCAUCUCUUGCACCGCCGCGUCGCUGGAAUUUUCCUCGGCCACAACUGAAAAGCCUCUAAUCGAGCUAGAGUUCAUAGGGCCAAAAGCAGAAGCGGAUGGGAAGUACCCAGUCGAUAAAGCCACGGCAGUGAGUGGUGAGAAGCUUCUUAGGAAUAUAAUGGCGGAUAACAAGAUUGAGCUUUAUGCUGCCUAUGGAAAAGUGAUGAAUUGUGGAGGUGGUGGAAGUUGUGGUACUUGUAUUGUGGAGAUUAUAGAUGGAAAUGAUCUCUUAAACGAGAGGACAAAUACAGAACUCCGAUAUCUAAAGAAGAAACCAGAGUCAUGGAGGCUAGCAUGCCAGACUAUAGUUGGAAAUAAAGAGAACUCUGGCAAGGUAGUAGUCCAGAGGCUGCCUCAAUGGAAGAAGUGAAAGCAAAUAAAAUACCAUUCUGAAAACAGCAAACAACCCAGUGAAGAAAUUCAAAGAAAUAUAAAUAUACAACCCCGCCCCCCUCUCCCCAUUGUGAGUAGUGAAAUGUAGGAAGCUAUCUGCAGUUGUACACAUGAGCUUGUUAACAAUUCAACAAUGUCCUUUUACUCAAAAAGGAAGCCAGAGUUCAAUUUGAUGUAGAUUACACUGGUGUAAUAUACUAAUAUUAUGCAUGAA